GUGUUACCGCAUUUGAAGAUCUUCCAUGAACGCGGUUCAAAGCGAAUAGGAAACGCUCUUUGGUUUCAACAGAGUGAGCUCGGGAAAGAAGAAAUAAAAUUGAACGAAAACCCUAGCUCAGAAACCACACGAAGAAGGAAAACUCAUGGCUGCAUCUUUCUCUCGCUUGCCCAUGUGCUUUUUGUGAUUUCGGGAGAGAUUGCUUGUUGUAGGCCUGCAGUGGACAUUGGACAACAAGGAAGAAGCCAAGAAAGCAGAGCCCUGGCAGCAUAGUACUCUGUAGAGUCCAAGAGGGAGUUAGCAAAAUGAGGUUCACUUUUGACCUAACGGAACCAGACUGCAACAGCAACAGCAACCUUGACAAUCGUCAAUCUGUAACUCCGCCGUCAACUUCCACCCCAAAAGAAGAGCUGGAAUGGAUUCCGCUGCAAAACCACCCUGUCUUCACUGCAGAUGGUGUUGCCACCCAAACGUCCAGCACUAAAAUGCAAAAAAAUCUUCUGGCUUGGGAUGGAGCAUCCCGGCUGUACUAUUGGGACUCUUCCAGACAGUGCCUGCACAGGGUUUCUGUUCGGUUGGGUGAACCAGACUCAAGCUCUGUUCUUGCUUCUUGCCCCUCUAAGGUGUUGCAAGCUGAUGUACAGCUAAAUUUUGAGGUUGACAGGAUUUCCAUUAAUAGAAAUGGGUCAGCAAUAUUCUUAGUGGGCAUGGAGGGUCUGUGCAUUAUGUAUCUAUAUGGGCGGACUUCAACAAAAGAAAAUACAAUAAUUUGCCGGACUGUUUCAGCUGGCUCAGAAAUUUACUUCAAUGGAAAGAAUGCCAUACGCACAUUACAGAUAUCUUGGCACCCUUGCAGUGACACCCAUUUGGGAAUUCUCUCUUCAGAUUCAGUUUUUAGAAUUUUUGACUUAUCUUCGGCACUUGUACAACCAGAGCAAGAGUAUUAUUUGCAACCAAUAGAACAUGGUAGUUCAUGUGAUGCUGCAUCAAUAUGUCCAGUUGAUUUUUCUUUUGGAGGUGAUCACUUGUGGGACAAAUUUAGUGUUUUUGUGUUAUUUAGUGAUGGAUCUGUUUAUGUUCUAUGCCCGGUCGUUCCUUUUGGAAGUGUAUACAAAUGGGAAUCCAUAUUGGAAUUAUACAAUGAUGCUAAUGCAUUUGGGCUGAAGUCUUCAAAUUCAAGAGCAAUUAAAAAUUCUAAUUUGGCCAUUUCUUGGUUAGGAGCAACAUUUCCUGAACUAAGUCACCAAGAUGUACAAGGUGGAAAUGCGUUUGCACUUCGAGCUCAACCUUAUGCUUUAUUUGAUUCUUCUGUUGCACUGCAGGGGCCUCUACGCAAAAUAUCUCAUGGCGUAGAAGAUCCUCAAGUUCAGCCUGCUAUAUGCGAAGGGCGUGCUGUUAGUUUUCUUUAUAAUUUAGUUAGCAAGGAUUCAAUUCUUGUAACUGCUUGGAGUGGUGGGCAACUGCAAAUAGAUGCUUUAGCUGAUGAAAUACAGCCAGUAUGGAAAGUUGGCAGCCCAGCUCGUCUUAGUGUUGAUUCCAAUGAUCGUAUAGUUGGUCUUGCCAUGAUUUCUGAAUCUGUUAUUAGUGAUCACUCUAUCUUGAAGCUCGAUUUACCACCUGAUGAUACCCUUUGGUUGGGGCAUCCACCCCCUCUCUUGAGGUUGGCUAUAGUGGAUUUAUCUCUGCCUAGAAAAAGUGGUUAUCUUAUCUCAAUGUGUGUUGACCCUCUUAUGCCAGAAAGAAUAUAUUGCCUUCAUGUUGGAGGGGUAGAUUCAGUUGUGUUGCAUUUUCUUCCCUUCACAAAUCAGAAUAGUGACAAGGACGAGUCGAUCAGAAGCCCUUCUGUUCAUCCAGUUCUUACUACUUGCCAGGAAGAGUCAUCACUUCCUUCCCCAUUAUGUGGUUUCUUGGCUCUGUCAGAUUCGUUUGGCGAUUCUUGGGUUGUGGGCCUUACAUGCAAUUUUCAGUGCAUUGUUUUGGAUAUGGAAACAUGGAACAUAAUGCCACGUCGUGUUAAUGAGGUGGGGAAGCCCACCAGUUCAGAGGUGUCAAAAGAAGCAAAUAAUCAAACUAUUAUAAGUAAAGAACUCCUUACUGGCCCUAAGGUAGUUCUCUUGCCUCCUUCUUCACCAACUCUACGCUCUGUUACAUCAGAUUCAAUUGAAGGCCGGGCAACACUGCAUCAGUACUUUAAGCUUUUCCAUGAAAAUUAUGUGGAAUAUGCACACAAGGUGUACUUUGAACUCCAGCACCACGCCCCUCAUUUGAAGAGAAUCAUUGAUGAACAGCAUUCUCGACUUCAAAAAGCACAGCAGAAGCUUGUAAAUGUUGAAAAGAAGCAGGAAAAAUUAGAGGACCGGUUUCAGUGUGCAGUUCAGCGUCACAGUGCCAUAGAAGAGCGGUUACAAAAGCUGAGAUCUUUGCCAACAGCACAUAAAAGAUCACUAUCAAAAGCAGAGCAAGAGUUCAAAUCAGAACUUGACAAAAUUACUGGAGUUGAGUUAGAUGCUUUGCGCUCUUCCAUUGAAGCACUAAAUGCGAGGAUGAAAAGAUACGCACAUUCUCCAAAGCCGAAUCAAUUAAAUGAGCAGAGACAAAUAUCAGCCAGGAGGAAAAGUCACGUUGUAGAUAAUCAAAUGACCCAGCUGAAAGCCUCACUUGAAAAGCUCUCACUAACCAACAGCGAAAAUACCAAAAAAGUUAAGCUUGUUGAGUCUGCACUGAAAACCCGCGAAGCUUAGCAGUUGAUGAAAUUACAGUCCAGUGUUGUUGUGGCAACAAUGACAGUCCCUCAAAUGCAACAGUUGACAGCAUACCGAUUUUUGUUGUGAUGCUAUAUAUGAGCAUUACCUUUCCUGAAAGCUUUUUGAUCUAUGGAUAAUGAAUCUGUGAUGAAGCUUAUGAUUCUGAAAUUUUAACAGUUAUAAAAACUCA
Ipomoea nil (Japanese morning glory) is the source of this 2934-nucleotide messenger RNA. Its product is annotated as nuclear pore complex protein NUP88. NCBI's taxonomy places the organism in Eukaryota, Viridiplantae, Streptophyta, Magnoliopsida, Solanales, Convolvulaceae. Gene Ontology annotation, molecular function: structural constituent of nuclear pore; protein binding. Bases 306 to 2741 code for a protein of 811 amino acids. Gene Ontology annotation, cellular component: nuclear pore. Gene Ontology annotation, biological process: ribosomal small subunit export from nucleus; ribosomal large subunit export from nucleus; mRNA export from nucleus. The transcript is spliced from 10 exons. The record is from RefSeq and is a predicted model, not a curated record.